AUUUCGAUUGAUUUUUGUGUUUGUUUGUUGCCUUUUCGUUUGCGGAAAAUAAGCAUCUAACAAUUAAAUUCACAAUUAUGUCCUCAGCCUGUGGUUGAAAUACAUGCAAUCAUGAAUGUGUUAGAAAAAGCCGAAAAGGCUUUGGAAUAUUUAAAACACAAUGAAGGAAUUGCGAAAGGUCAUGAGCUUCAAACGGCAGCAGGGACUCUCGGCCGUUGUUUAGGAGCACUAGGAAGUCGGCAAAACUGCGCUAGACACUACGCUAAUUUGUUACAUACAGCCUUGCCUACCCUUCUUACUUUAGCUAGUAAUGAAAGUGCUGAAGUCAGAUUACUGGGAGACGAAGCUCUGAAUAGAGCUGUAGCUGGUGGUUUUGCUUUUCAUUCUUAUAAAACAAAUAUUAUACUGCAAAAUCAAAUAGAUGCUACGAAAAGUGCACGAUGGAUAAAAGCCGCAUUAUCUCGUAUUUGCCUCGGCGAUUGUUGGCUUCGACCGGGUAUUGGCAAGAUUCGCUCUCAAGCCCAGACAUUGUUCCCAAAACUCACCCAAAUAGUGCGAACAGGGGAAGUAAAUCUCAUAGUGGAAGCCUUAGAGCAUAAUCUGCCAAGGAUACUGAAGGCUUUAGCGGAGUACACGACGGAUGAAGAGAUCUUUGAUCUAUCCAAAGCUUUACUUUCUCACAUCGAGAAUGUCGAACCAGCUUUGAGACGCGGCAUAUCAAACUGUGUAGCCAAUUUGUGUUCACACAGAGAAUUACUGCUAACAAACGUGCUCGGAAUGAUGUAUGAGAGGUUGUGGCCGUUAACACAGAAUGGCUGUGCGGUGAUCGGCUGGUUCUGUGUAAUCAAAGCCAUAUUCCAGAUAAAUGACGUCGAUAAGUUUAAAGAAAAUGAUUUGUUUGGUGUUCAGGACUAUUUGGAGUUGUAUCAACUGAUAAUAAACUAUAUAGAAGUAUCGACUGAACAUAACGCCCAGAACACACUAUUGGAGUGUUUGGCCGUACUUUUGUCACAAGCUAAAGAUGAAUAUAGGAUUGCUUUGUUAGAAAAACACCCCCACGCCAUAUGCCUUGAUGAUAGACAGAGCGUUAAAGGACAUAAGAGGAAUAUGAGUUAUUCAAGUGCUAUAUCAUCAGUUACUAUACCAAGUAUGGUGUUAGAGGGAAGAGAGUCUGAGAUAUGUUUCACUGGAGCUCUACAGUUAGGAAGUGUUAUGAGAAUUGAUGAACUAACGGCCAGUACUGACGAACUACCCAUACAGACACCAGAUUCUCCCGUCACUGAAUCCGACCUGGAGGCGUCGGAUACAGAGCAGCUGUCGCGAGAGGUGUCCGAAAAGCUCAAGGAUUACGAGGAGUAUGGAGAAGACAUCAGAGAUAGUGGGCUUAAGAUAAACAUCGGUUCAUCGGAUGAGGAUGACGUCCGACUGAGAUACUGUUCGCGUCUGCUGGCAUCAAAGUUCCUUCUCACUGGACAUAAAGGAGAUUUCAUAUCUGACAGAUUGGUUCGCGUGUCUGUGAAGUCAUCGGCUCUGUCUUGUUUGUCAGUCAUUUCGUCUCUCUACCCUCAAGCCUUGACUUUAUAUCUGGAUAAAGAAGAAGAUGUUAGAUUUCAGAAUUAUUCUGGUACAUCGGAGGGUACGGAGACGAAUCCGGACCAAAUAAACGAAUACAUCCUGGAGCGUAACGUCUGUUACCAGGAUUCCAUAACGGAGUCGCUCAGUCAGGAACUACUGAACCGCAGCACCGAGAGUCAGAUAUUCAAAAAGGAUAAAUCUUCGGAUAAAUCGUCGGAUAAAUCGCUGGAAAGUGAUAUGAAGAGUUCAAAAGAUGUGCACAGUGCUAUACUAGAUAGUAGAGCUAACCUGAUGGCUGAAAGUACCAAUCCCAAUAUGACGAACAGCAACUUCACGUCCAACUCGAACAUGACCAGCAGCAUAGACCAUGUGUCGACCGGAUAUCCGAUGUCCAGCAGCGGGGACGUGCUGACCUCCAGCGCAGACCUGGAUAUGAAAUUUGAUCAUUUCGGUGAAUCUAUAACAGCUCUGGAAGACGUUUUUCAUGAGAAAACUGUGACUGUUAAAGAAAUUGACAAAGACAAAGUCGAUAAGGACUGUUUUAAACAUCAGCUUUUAUUUGAUAUAUUUUCUUUGGAGGGUCACAGUGACCCUCAAAUACGUGGUAUUGUUAGGGUCUGUAUGGGUAAUUAUUUGUGUGCUGCCCUAGAGUCGGCCCACGGUGAUUAUAACAGGUGGAAAUGUUACAGUCAACUGCCUAAAGAUGUUAGUGAGGACAUUAGUGUUGAGAAACUCAUGGAAACUAUAUUGAAGGGUGUUCAUGAUGAGAUUCACUCAACAGUGAAUCACACUCUAUCCGCCUUGGGUCGGCUGUGUAAUGUUCUAUGUCACAGCGUUCACUGGUCACUCAUAACUGACUCACUCAAUUCACUCAUAACAGCCCAGUACAAUACAUACUGGUUAUGUAGAGUGAAUCUCGCCAAGUUAUACGAGAAGCUGCCGUAUGAAAGACUCUUCACGCUGCAUCCUGAAUAUUAUUCAAGGAUCCAACUUAUAAUGGAUGCAUUGUUUCACCUGUGUGGCGAUCAAGAUCAGAAAGUAAGGACGGCGGCUGCUCAGGCCAUAGCUAAGAUAAUACCUAAAGCGUAUCCAUCACGUAAAUCCACUCCGAUAUCAGUGAUGGCCGAAAUAUCGAAGCGGCAGAGCAAAGUAUUCACGUUCGACUCGAACAGACUGUCAUUGGAGCUCGUACGUGAUAUAUAUUUCUAUAACGAUCUCCCGGAACAGUUGAAAGAUGGCGCCACCGUCACCAACAGAGACAGCCUGAAGAUGUUCCUGGGGGAUUUAAUGGGAAAACUAAUGGCUUCCAAUAGUAAAUAUUAUACGCAAGGUCUGAUAGAAGUUCUUCAAGCCGUAUGCCUUAAAUGGUCUCCGUGGAAGCAUAUAGAGUCGUUUACCGGCCAAGGGAUUCUGGACUAUUGUGUGGAUGACCUAGACUAUUGCAAUAGCUCAGUAGUUGUGAGGACUAUGUUAAUGGAUAUAUGCCGUUUGGUGUAUCCAGUCGAAAUCCACAAUGUAAUGCGCCAUAAGACAGCGAAUAGGGAUAUAUUUGAAAGGGACACUCAAGUUAAGGAGAAAUGGCAACAUCUGUAUCAAGACUUUGAGGGUACAGAGUAUACAAAAAUCGACAAUAGGGUUGCCAAUAUAGCAGAAAAAUUUCUACAAGUGACAUUGAAAAUGUUAAAUGUUUUGGUACAUUUGAUAGAGGAGAUCAACCCUAAUAUACAUCUGAAUAAGAGCGGUAUUGCGUUGCCCGGAAGCCCUGUGAGGAGGAAAACUCAAGAAUCAAUACCAAGAAAGAGUAGUUUGACUGAAGAAGACAAAAAAAAGCGACCUCUACCCGCUGCAAGCUUGAAGGCUAACUUUAGUGGACACUUCUUUAAUGAACCGUUUUAUAUGAGGCUGUAUGAGAACUUGAGAGCUACGUACUCCAAUCAUAAGAUCAAUCUAGAUCCGAAAAGCAGUAUAUUUUAUGCGUUUCUGUCCACAACACUGGACUGUCUAUCCAUUCAACUGGAACUGGCCACUGAGAAGGAGUUCGGUCAUGUCACAGAGGAAAUAUUAUUCUAUCUGAAAGUUAUAAUGCCGCUGUGUCCGAACAAGACCGUGCAUUGUAUAACGCAACUGUUGAAGUGUCUCUUCGCCACGAAUAUGAUCAAUCAGUACAACGACUUCAUGAGCAUAGCGGACAAAGUUCUAGAAGAUUCUACGAGUUUCUACGAGCAUGUCAUGCUGGUGAGCGCUAUAGACGACGACAGAAGCAGCGUCAGCUCCAACUGCAGCCAGAUGUUGGAAGUCAGGAACACGAGGAUGCUGGAUGAGAGGAAAAUGCUCAUGAAUUUGGAGAAUUUUGCCAAAAACCGCACGGACAGGAAGUGGAGCACCAACAAGAAGGAACUAGAGAGAUAUAUAAGACUGUUCGAACCUGUCGUCAUACAGUCACUAAAGGCCUACACCAUGCAGAACGACAUACCCCUACAAUGUUCGGUGCUAUACCUCCUCUGCGCGUUGCUGUCACUGCGCGUGAACUACUGUAUGCUGGACAGCGACCAGGUGUUCAUAGGAUAUCUCAUGAAGCAGCUGGAUAACAUCGAACAGCAUGAGAUACCGAACUGUUGUCAGCUGGUCAACAGUAUAAUGCUAUUCCUGGUACAACUGUCGUCGUCCAAGCACAACACGAAACAGAUCAUUGAGAUCCCAAAGCUGCUUCAGCUAUGUGAUGGUUUGUUAGCGGCUGGGGCUCAGGACGAGUGUGUGAGUGGCCUGGCGCCUGUAGCAGCGAGAGUGUUCAGCAACAUGGCCGGAGUGAGUGUACUGGGUCGAGCUCAACAGCAAGAGCUCCAGGCGACUAAGGAGGUUCUAUUCUAUAUGUUACAGAAGACGAUGCAUUUACCUCAAGUCCUGAGUCUAGUAUCGACUGUUCUAUCUCUUUCCCAAGAACAUCCGGAGAGCUACUAUCGCUGGUCGGAACUAGCCAGCGACUCAUUGCUCAAUUUGCUCAGCGAGCGUACAGUUGGUGACUCAUUUUGCUCAGUGGAAUCUAUAGAAAUGCUAUUGGAAUGUGUCUACAGAGACGUAUUGUUGGAACAGUCGAGGGUUGAGAUUGUACUGAAGAUAUUGUUCAAGUGUCCGCCAGAUAAGGAAACGUCACCAAAGAAUCUGAAGAUCAGAUAUCUGUCUAUAAUAAUGAUACUAUUACGGAAAGUGCUGAUACUGAUACCGGAAACAGAAAUACUAUUGUCAAUAAACUAUCUUAAAUCGACAUGCAUUUCACCCCAGUCUAUAUUUUUCAAUGUUAAACAGAACGUGGACCCUUUGAAUGUUCAGAAUGUUAACGAAAACUGCGCGAACCUUUCGCCGGAUGUUAUAUUAGUGAGGUUUUUGUUCAAAACGUUGACUUAUGCUAUAAUGGAAAUGGAUGGGUUCCAAGCUAAUUCAGACUUUAUUACGAACCAAGAUAAGGAUGAAAAUACGUUGUUGUAUUCUGUAUGCGUGAAUAUAAUAGUUCAAGCAAAAAACAUGCUACACUUGACCCCCGGCUGUAUGUUCCCUCUAACAGCAAAAACAGCUCAAACAAUCCUGCACAACGAACAGAGCGGCCUCAACACCGGCUUGUACAGUCCCGAAGAAAACAUACCGCUGGAUGCACUGAAUGUUAUAUGUCUGAAGCUAGCUCACUCGUUGCCAUUGCUGGCUGUGCACUGGUCGCAUCUGUUGAUACGCCUUAACUUCUUGUCACACAAGUACUGGCACAAGCUGAUAGGCUCCGCUCUCAUGACCCCCAGCCCUCACGGAUGUGACUCCAGCGUGAUGAAGGUUGACUUGUUACAGACGGCCUGUGUUAUGGCUUAUUGUGAAUAUUUUCUGGAUAAUGGUUUCAACGAGGCCGUUCACCUGUCCUGGCUGUUAGUGAACAGAAUACAUAUCCUCAUAUCACAGUACAAGGAACGCGUCGUACAUUCUCUUAUACAGCGUGUUCAGAUAACCCCUGGAGCUUCUGGGUUGUUGCUGCAAGCUGUGGCCGCCAGGUGUCAAGGAUGUCUUAAGGACGAGUUCGCUUUAAACACGUACAAAAUACUAUCACUCUCGCACGAGAGUCAAUCCGGCGCAUUAGUGUUCCUGAUAUGUCGCAUCAUUGGAAAGUUGGACCCGUCCAUAGCUGCGAGAUUCGCAAAGCUAGCUAUAGAUAGAUGUAAGGCUUUGAAGGAUUUGCCCUCUGACGUCAUCAACGCUCAACUAUCAAAGGAGGAUGUACAAGUUGCUUUGGAGCUGUUACAAAGAGACAAAGUACAUAUACGGUAUCCAAAGCUAGUGAUGUCUUUGAACUCGCUGGCUUCAUCAGCCUUGGAUCUCUCGCCGCUGGAUCUGUCCCAGGAACGUGAUAUAAAUCCUCAUUACAUACAUACAACUACACCCGACGACGCGUGGCUUAUCAACCAAAUAAAGAGCAGAUGUUGUCAGUCGGAUUGUAAAAUGCCUAAAGUACCAAAAUAUAAAGAUCUCGCAAACCUGUUGAAGAAUUUAUCACUAGAAGAUGUGACGACUGUGAUGUCCUACUCCGAAUUCGAUAGGAAGAUAUUGAGUAUGUGCUUCAAGAUAUCAUGUGAAGAUUUUACAAGGGAUUUCUUGAAUGCCACAUCGGCGCAGGAGUUGAGAGAGAUGGAGAUGGAGUCGUUGAAAGAGGAGAAAGGGAAUAGAUUUAAAGAUGAAAUGUCGUCCUCGAUAGACAGCAAUAAACUCAGCGUGGUCAACACGAACGUGUUCAAGAGAAACGAUAAUAAGGAAUCAAAAUCACAAUUCUUCAUACCGAUAGUGGAUGACGUCGCCGAGAAGUUUGGUAACCUAGAGAUAUGCGAGGAGGAAAUGGAGAUUGUUGUGCCGGACAUGCCUAAGCUGUACCAAGCGUCACUCGCGACGCUGGACAAAUCCUUGGCGGAUAUCCUCAAGUUGUUCCCGAAACAGAACCGGCCAUUGAGCCAAUCCGAAAACUUUAACCUAAAUAUAGACCACACCUUGGACAGGUACACCAGGAGGUGCCAUUUAGUCUUCCAAGAUAAAUUAUUCUAUCAAGAGUUCAUGACUAUACAAUCAGCUCUGACGGGUUUUCUGAAUUCCGUUGAUGGGAUUCUGACCCUUAUUGACGAAACGGAUUGCGAUUUGCUCGAAAAAUGCAUAGAGAAUAUAAUACCGAACAAUUUUGCACGCAACAUGGCCAUGUUUUCGAUAGUGUCGCUGCAGUACUUAUCAUUUUUGAUAAAAAACAAAAAAGUCGUCGAAACUCCAGUCAAUACCGACGUGUCAUUCCGUUCGCCGGCCGUUAACACUGAAAAUGUGUGCGUGGACUACGUCAUACUCGUAACGAUCGAUAAUGUGUCCAGAGCCUUAAGUAUCGAUGAGGUGUGGACUAAGCUUAACGCUGAUAACUACAUGAAUAAAACACAGUCAGCGAUAACCUGUUUGUACGCGGUCCUUAAGUAUUUAGUUAAGGACACCAGACCCCUUAUAUUGAAGUCUCACAUGCCAUACCGGGAUGCGGGUCCCAAGCCCGACAUAAUAAUAACAGGCAAUAAGUUGGCGACGCUCAUAGAGUAUUGGGAGGAGAAUUUCUACACGAGGACAAACAGACGUGUCCUCGGUGCGAGAUAUAAGAAACCGAUUGAAAGUUUAUUAAUCAGUUUGUCGAGGUUAGAAAUAGUGACCAACAUAGCGCUGAUACCGCCCAUAGCUUGGUCCUAUGUUGAAGUCAAAAUGAAGAAUGAUAAUUUGGAGAAAAUAGACAUCCCGCUGCAUCCGCUGCAGGACAUGGAUGUGCUCGAGGCGUUCAUACUCCGGGUGAAUCUAAUCGGUUGGUCCACUAAGAAGCAAUUCGAAGAAAUUUGGGUAGGUUUGUUGGGAGCCUUACAAGGGAACGGUACACACUGGGCUAUCAACGGUAUCACACAACUGCUUCUCACAACGGCCCCCUCCGUUAGGGGACGGAUGAUACACGUGCCGAGGAAAUACGUCAAGAUCAACGAGGGAAUGCAACGGCUAAGGAACAUUUUGGUUGGAACAUCAAUAUAUGAUAUCUUUAGAGACGUGAAUUUAGAACGCGUUCCGCUCAUCAAGGACGGCUUCGACGGCUAUCACCAGGGACAGUUCAGUACUGAAUAUUUGAAGUACGCUUCAGAUAUAUCAAACGAGGCGUCAUACAAAGUACGUAAAGCUGUGAAACGGAAGAGAAAAAAUAAAGAUAUAGAUGUGAACAGCUGCAUACAACUACUGAUGGACGUCACGACCGACAUGUUGGAUCCUAAGUCGUCAACCGGCGUGGCGGGUCGUCUAUACGUGAUCAAGUCCCUGGAGCAUACGUGGUGUGUGGUGUCGUCAUCUUCCCAGUGGUCUCGGUCGGCGGCCCUCCUGUCCCGGGCUCCGCGGGCCGCCGCCGCCGCGCCUCUCCUACACGCCCUCGCCGGCUGUUUCGCUGUACUACAAGGAGACUUCCAGGAGGUGUCCAGUGUUCACGAGAAGCUUCUCAAGUCGUUAUCAUCUGGGGCGGCUGCGGUCCGUCAGGCGGCGCUGAGGGGCUGGCUGUUACAGCUGGCGGGGAGGGGGCCGGGGGACGCCGCUGGGGCGCUCCGGGACAGUGUGAGGUGUGGAGGGGAUAACAGGCUAUCACCACACGAACAGAGUCUCAACUGGUCGGUACUGUUCACACUAGUGGAGCUGGGUCACAGUGAUCUAAUGCAUACAGCUGUUGACUUUGUAUUGAAUAAACCUAGACAUUAUUGUACGGAUCUUGUUGUUAAGGGUAUAACUUCCGUGCUGCGGCAACAAGUCCUGUCGAAGGACCUCAAGAAGUCUAUCAUAGAAAAACUGUUGGACAAUAUGAAGAUGUACUCGGAGCACCACGCGGUUCAGAUACUGAUGGUGCAUUUGUUCUCUGCGGACAGUAAGCUGAUAAGUCCAAGAUUCGAAACCGACGUGUCCAACAUGGACCCGGACGUGCUGAUGAACUCAAUGGAACGCAUAACGCUGCUGUACAAAGUCCUGAAGCAGUGUAAAUAUAGAGAGAAUCAACAGAUCUGUACCGCGACACUGAAAUAUUUCCUGCGAGAGACUCUACCGCCGGCCGCGACUCUGAGUAGAGUCGUGAUAGAGUAUUUGGAGUGCUGCAAGGAAACGGAAAGGCUAAAUAUGACUGCACUCAAAGAAUUCAACAAUAACAUAGAAUGUGCUAUCAUGAACGCUGAUAUUGUGUUCGAGGUAUUCAACACCUCUAUAUCUCAAGAUCAAUUGCCAGUUCUAAGCGGUUGGAUAUUUGAAGCUCUCUGUCAUUUACUCUCAGGGAAGAUAUCACAUAAGCUGGUCCCGUACUGUUUGCUCACGUUAUUGGUGUCCGCAUCCGCCAACGCCAACAUAAGGACGUUACAUCCGCUAACAUAUUACAUAUUCAGACAGGGACUGCAUAAUAAUUCCAUGUAUUUAAGGAAUAACACGGAAGAAAAUGAUAAAAAUGAUGUUUUAACCCCGAAUAGGACUGAUUCGGGCCAAAACUGGGGUAUAUUUGGUGAUUUUACAAGAAAUACGCCAAUGUCGUUCACCGACAGACGUCUUCUAUGCAUAGUGGCUCUGCAUUCAAAUUUCAGCUCCAACCAGUUGGAGAGGUUGAAGCAACUGUGCGAAGGGAACGAGUUUUUGGGAGAUCUGAUGAGAUGUUUAACGGAAUAAGUUAAGGAACGCCGCCUGUAUAGUGAAUAUAUAUUGAUGGUUUGAUGUUUGCAACAAAGAUCGUCUGUUAGGUGGAAUAGCAGUGAUCGACUUAGCGAUCCCAAAAGGUUGUAUAUAUAUUUGACUGCAAAGAAAAUUAUUUAUAUAGGAUCUCUUUUGUUUCGCGUUUUUGUUUCAUAAAUUCCACUCUUGUUAGGAUGAUUAAAAUAUAUUGUUUUUGGUGAAAAGGAAUUUAAAUCACGUGUAUGUUUGUGUAUAUCACAGUGUUUAUAGCUCUGUAACAUUUUUUUUCUUUUCAGUUUAAAUAACAGUGCAAUAUCGUUGUAUAAUGUUUAUUUAUUUUUAUCAUAUAUAAUAUAAUUAUUAUUAUCCAGAACCAGGCACUGUGAGAUUUUUUUUUUUUUUGUAAUAAAUAUUGUUAUUUUGCA
Danaus plexippus (monarch butterfly) is the source of this 9713-nucleotide messenger RNA. It is a transcript of the gene htt, whose product is annotated as huntingtin. Gene Ontology annotation, cellular component: nucleus; cytoplasm. The coding region runs from base 112 to 9285 and encodes 3057 amino acids. The record is from RefSeq and is a predicted model, not a curated record. The transcript has 43 exons. NCBI's taxonomy places the organism in Eukaryota, Metazoa, Arthropoda, Insecta, Lepidoptera, Nymphalidae.